AGUUGCACAACAGAUUGACAGAAAUAAACAAACAUUACCAAAUUUACCAUAAAUAGAACGGGUACAAAUUACAUAUAGACACAAAUUCAUGUUAGUUGUUUAUUUGAAAAAAGAAGACUGAAAAGAAGAACGUAGAACUUUAAAUUCUAAUACACGAGUUGAAUAAAACCAUAGGUAAAGUAUUUAAAAGCACACCUGAAGAUUGUAUAGUUUUAUCAAUGGAAGGAACAGUAACAGAAACACAAAGACCAAAUUCUUGGGGUGAAACACAAACUGCAAGUUCACCGUGGGGAAAGACGAAAAAUGUUGUACCAUGCUCCCUUGAAGAAGUGAUGAGUGAGCAAUUAGCAGGAGAACUACAACAGACAGAAAAUACAGCACUUGAAACUUCCUCUGCUCAAGCUUUAGGAGUUGACAUAGAACCAGAGAUUCAAGAUUUGAUCGGGGCCACAUCUGGUGACCCUGAUACUGAUAGUGAUGCCGUGCUGGCACGUAUGCUACAAAUACAGUAUGAUGAGGAACAUAACAAACUUCUUAAAGCAGAGGAAAAACAUAAUAAUGGAACUAAUAAAGUGACAGUAUCUUACAGUAAUUAUAUUUGCCCACAUCCGACAUACAGUGAUGAUGACGAUGAUGAUGAAAAUCUUGAUGAUGAGGGUUACACUGAGAAAUCACCAUGGGACAAUAAAUCACCAUCAUUCAAUGCCCAGGGUUAUUCAGGCAAGGGUAAGAAUAUAACCACCAAGCAUGAUGCUGUAAUCUGUGGCAGGAAAAACGCCUCUAAAAUGAUGAAUUUCCCCCCAGAGUUUGUGAGUGGGGAUGGUGAAGGAAUGGAUAUGCAGCUACCAAACCACGUCUACAACAAACUUAAACGUCACAGUGACUCUGAAAAUAAAAGAAAUCAAAGACUACAUGACAAAAAAGAACACUCCACAGCAGAGCAUGCAAUGGAUCCAAGAACGAGGCUGAUUCUCUAUAAACUUGUUAACAAUGGUACGUUAGAAUCUGUCAGUGGUAGUAUCAGUACUGGGAAGGAGUCUGUUGUACAUCAUGCCAUUGGUGGCAGUAUAAAAGAUCAACCCUUGCCUGCAGAAGUUGCAAUCAAAGUUUUCAAGACAACACUGAAUGAAUUUAAAACACGAGAGAAGUAUGUCCACGGAGAUCAUAGAUUCUCAAAGGAUGACUACAAAAAACAGAAUCCAAGAAAAAUCAUCAAAAUGUGGGCGAUGAAAGAAGUGGCAAACCUUAACAGGAUGAGAAAGUUCGACAUUCCGUGUCCCGAGGUACAGUUACUACGGAAACACGUACUGGUGAUGUCGUUUAUCGGUCAAGAUCAGAGACCGGCACCAAAGUUAAAAGAUGCUAGAAUGUCUCAAGCAGAUUUGGAAGAUGCUUAUGAUCAAGUUGUCUCUUUUUUAAGAAAGAUGUACAAAGAAUGUGGCCUGGUUCACGCAGAUCUUAGCGAGUAUAACAUGCUUUGGUGGCGAGAGAAAGUUUGGAUCAUUGAUGUUAGUCAGUCUGUAGAUAUCACACAUCCUAAAGCCAUGGAAUUUUUGUAUAGAGACUGCCAAAAUGUUGCUAGUUUUUUCAUUAAAAAUGGAGUCCAUAAUGUAUUAUCAGCUGAAAAAUUAUUUAACAAAGUUACCAAAUUAGAUAUCAAAGGUCAAGGGUCAGACUUUGUGGCUCAGGUUCAGAGAUAUGACAAAGAAAAGAGAGAGGAAUUGUUAGUGACAGAAUUAAGCAGUAAAACAUAUCCAUUUGACUAUUUCUUUGAGAAAUCACAACGUGAGAGGAGUGAUUUUGAUCAUUUACAAAUUUCUGACAGUGACAGUGAUGAUGAGGAGGGGGACAAUUGAUUUUUGAAUUCUUUAUUUUGAGUGGGGGAGAAAAAUAAAUUCCUGAAAGCAAUUUGAAGGAGGGAGAGGAUAGUGAUUGGAGUAGGAAUUCUUGAAAGGAUUGUGAGGGCUUGGGAACAUUUAUUGUUGAAGUCUUGAUUUUUUGUGGGAAAUUGGACGGAACAUAGAAACUUGUAUUCCUAGAAGCAUUAGGUGGAUUGGGGUGGG
Molecule: messenger RNA, 2063 nt
Organism: Ruditapes philippinarum (Manila clam)
Lineage: Eukaryota; Metazoa; Mollusca; Bivalvia; Venerida; Veneridae
Product: serine/threonine-protein kinase RIO3-like
Exons: 12
Coding region: 219-1856 (545 amino acids)
Biological process (GO): protein phosphorylation; maturation of SSU-rRNA
Cellular component (GO): preribosome, small subunit precursor; cytosol
Molecular function (GO): ATP binding; protein serine/threonine kinase activity
Source: RefSeq, a predicted model, not a curated record